Misgurnus anguillicaudatus (oriental weatherfish) is the source of this 6110-nucleotide messenger RNA. Lineage: Eukaryota; Metazoa; Chordata; Actinopteri; Cypriniformes; Cobitidae. The record is from RefSeq and is a predicted model, not a curated record.
CAGCCCACUGUCAGCCGCACGGUCUCUAAAUGAAGACUGGUGCAUUGUGGGUAAUGUGGUUUGCUUAUGUGUUAACCUACAGGACAUCCCCUAUAAAGCAGAUACAGUUACUAAUAUUUGAGUAUUUUCUGAAGGUGAAAAGGACAAGGAAAGAGAGUGAAACAGAUGCACAGCAGAGGAAAGAUCUCAGAGGGCAGAAAUAGACAUGAUAAAGGAACCUAUCAACACUUUUGAGACUGUUUUGAAUUUUGAUCAGAUUCUGAGAUUUACAGAGAAGUGCAGUGUAUUUAUAUACUGAGCUGUAUGGGGAAUAUAAAGAGCAUUCGGGAAAUACUGCCACAAAGGAGGCUACACGUCUGCUGACCGAAAGACAACGGAGGAGACAUGCUGGCAAUGCCAGAGCAGCCAGGAGAAGCCGCGGUCGAAUACAUCAUGCCAGUUUGGAUGCGGGGCCAAUGACUCCAGGAUUAAACCAGUCCUCCUCAACUAAGCCCCGCCCCUAUUCAAAAUGCCAAGAUUGCCUGGCCAGAAUCCAGAGGUAUAUGGUGACAAAGCUUGGGGAGGACUGGAUCUUUCUGAUUCUUUUGGGUCUCACUAUGGCACUGGUUAGCUGGAGCAUGGACUACGCCAGUGCCAAGAGCCUACAGGCGUAUAAGUGGAUGUAUGGAGAGCUGAAGGGAAAUGUGGCUCUGCAAUAUCUGGCCUGGGUCUCAUAUCCCAUCAUCCUCAUUGUGUUUGCAUCCCUGUUCUGCAACCUGGUCGCUCCACAAGCUAUAGGCUCUGGGAUCCCUGAACUCAAGACUAUUCUGAGAGGUGUGGUGUUAAAGGAGUAUCUCACGCUCAAAGCAUUUAUAGCUAAAGUCAUUGGUCUGACUGCUGGCCUGGGCAGUGGGAUGCCUAUUGGAAAGGAGGGUCCGUUUGUGCACAUUGCCAGUAUCUGUGCAGCAGUGCUCAGCAGGGUCAUGUCCAUCUUCACUGGUGUGUAUGAGAAUCCGUAUGGUUACACAGAUAUUCUGACGGUAGGAUGUGCUGUUGGGGUGGGCUGCUGCUUUGGGACUCCCCUCGGAGGUGUGUUGUUUAGUAUUGAGGUCACGUCGACAUAUUUCGCAGUGAGGAAUUACUGGAGAGGAUAUUUUGCUGCCACGUUCAGUGCCUUCAUAUUCAGAGUACUGUCAGUGUGGAACAAAGAUUCUGUCACGAUAACAGCGCUGUUUCGUACAAACUUCCGUAUGGACUUUCCUUUUGACCUCCAGGAACUGCCAGCUUUUGCAAUCAUCGGGAUCUCGUGUGGGUUUUUAGGAGCGUUCUUCGUCUAUCUAAACAGACAAGUUGUCCUGAUCAUGAGAAGGCCGAUGGCUCUCACACGCUUCCUCACAAAACAUCGGUUGAUUUAUCCCGGUGUGGUGACACUGAUUAUAGCCUCUUUCACUUUUCCUCCGGGUUUUGGACAGUUUAUGGCUGGAGAGCUGAUGCCCAGAGAAUGCAUUAAUUCGCUGUUUGAUAACUUCACCUGGACGAAGAUUGUCGAUACGCCGGCUCCGCCCGGACUGGGACGAUCUGCUGCCUGGCUCCACCCACAAGUCAGCGUCUUUGUCAUCCUUCUACUGUUCUUUGUCAUGAAGUUUUGGAUGUCUGCAGUCUCUACAACAAUGCCAGUCCCUUCUGGAGCUUUCAUGCCUGUUUUUAUCUUAGGUGCAGCAUUCGGACGUUUGGUGGGCGAGAUCAUGGCCACACUUUUUCCGGAUGGGAUUCUGUUCGAUGGGAUCGUGUAUCAAAUCCUGCCUGGAGGCUACGCAGUGAUUGGGGCAGCAGCCAUGACCGGGGCAGUCACACACACAGUUUCCACAGCUGUGAUUUGUUUUGAGCUAACCGGGCAAAUUUCACACAUUCUUCCCAUGAUGGUGGCUGUGAUUCUCGCCAACAUGGUGGCUCAGGGUCUGCAGCCUUCUCUUUAUGACUCCAUCAUUCAGGUGAAGAAACUGCCCUAUCUUCCUGAGCUGGGAAUUGGACACAUCAGUAAAUAUAAUAUCUUUGUGGAGGACAUCAUGGUAAAGAAAAUGAAGUUUCUGUCACCUCAGUCCACAUACAGAGAACUGAGGGAUCUCCUGGAGUCAACGUCCCUCAAAAGCAUCCCACUCGUCGACUCCAAAGAGUCAAUGAUUCUUUUGGGAUCUAUUGAGAGAUGUGAACUUCAGGCAGCCGUUGAUUGGUGGCUGUCAGCAGAGAGGCGGGUUUAUAACUCUGCAGAGGGUGUGCCCGGCCCAGGGUCACAGGUCAGCUGGGAGGCCUUCCCUUUUGUGGAUGAGGAGGCUGGAGAGGAAAAUGGAGAGAAGGCUAACCCAGUCUCAGAGGAGUGUAACGGGCCACUGGGGUCCACUAAAACCACAGACAUCUCCUCUAAUCACACCACAACUGGUGCUCUAGAGAUCAUAAGGAGGACUCUUCGUCGCCUUUUCUCAUCUUCUUCCUCAUCAGCACAGAAUGAGCCAGAGACCCCCGCAGCCCCUCCUGUCACUGAUAACAUGACUCCUGAAGAGAUCAAAGCCUGGGAAGAGGAAGCGCUGGAUGAGCCGAUUGACAUCGAUCAGAUCCGCGUUGACCCCUCACCUUUUCAGCUGGUGGAGAGAACAUCUUUGCAUAAGACUCACACUUUGUUCUCUUUGCUGGGUCUCAGUCAUGCUUAUGUAACCAGUAUUGGUAAACUGGUUGGGGUGGUUGCACUAAAAGAGCUCCAGAAAGCGAUCGAGGGUUCGACCCGAAGCGGAGUGCGACUGCGUCCCCCUCUGGCCAGUUUCAGAGACGCAAGGCGCAAGGCCAGAAAACCUUCCCAUUCCCCCUCCAUCCCGUCCUCUCCCACACGGGACAAAGAGUUAUGGAGGGAGGGAGUGAUACAAGAAACAAAAGAUGAGUCCGUUGGCAGUUGUGUCCAGACAUCUGGGACAGAGUGUAAUAUAACCAUAGGCAACGGCAGCCGAAGUUCCACCGAUUCAUCUCAGGAGGAACUACCGUCACCUUCAUCCACCAUCCCUCUCGCUUCUCUUCAUUCUGCGCCUGAAGGAAAAGCGAAUGGCGAUAAAGAGAGCGACGAGGACCGGUUAUAGUCUGGUGUUUUUAAUUUGCCUCUAAUUCAGCCUUCCAGGGAGAGAUAUGUGUUAGUAUGUGUCGCCUUUGAGCCCAGCAUGGGCCGCAGUGGCGAAUGAGAGCUGCACCAUGAGACACCACCGUGUUGGUGUGUGUUUUUGAAAGGGAUUAUCUGCUCUUCAGACUGAACUCUCUUCUCUUUGUUUCUAGAUGUUCUUAUUUAGUUACCUGCUAUACUAUACAUUUGUACAUAUGGACUGAGACAUCUCACUGAAUGUCAUCUCUACGGAUCCCCACGUUUGCUUGUUUUUACAAUCAUAUCACUUUUUGGAAAGUGAAAAUGCUAGAUGUUUUUACCUUAAGAGGGAUAGUUCACCUAAAAAUAAACAUUCUGUCAUCAUUUGCUCAUCAUCAUGUUUUUAUCUUACAGUAGGUCCAAACCUAUAGAGAUUUACAUUUGGGUAUUGGGAGACUUUAAUUCAAAGUUACUGUACAGUGAAUUACAAGGCAUACAUUUUUAUCAGUAUAUGUGUUCCCUGGGUUUGAAAACAUGAUGUUUUGCGUUGCUAACGCAAUGGUCUGUCACUACAGGAGCAUUUCUGUAUAAAGGUACAAUCUUUAUGUAGCUCAAAUCACAGUGAUAAAGUUCAUAGAGACCAAAAAAGAACAGAAAAUCUCAAAGGCACGAUGAUAAUACUCCAUAUUUUCCAAACCAAGCAUUCGCCUUGUGUAAGAAACAGACUGGAAUAAUAUUGGCUUAUUGGGAAUAUUUGGCUAUAUAGUCAUUGUGUGUUAUUUUUUCACAAUUUUAAAGCUUGAUGCUCUCUGGUGACUAUUAAAGGAUUAGUUCACCUUAAUGUGGUCCUGGACCACAAAACCAGUCAUAAGUUGCACGGGUAUAUUUGUAGCAAUAGCCAAAAUUAAAUUUUGUAGGUCAAAAUGAUCUAUUUUUAAGCCAAAAAUUACUAGAAUAUUAAAGGGGACAUAUCAUGAAAAUCUGAUUUUUUUCAUGUUUAAUGGCUAUAAUUGGAUCCCCAGUGCUUUUAUCAACCUAGAAAAUGUGGGGGAAAAACAGUAACUUCGUUUUGGUAAAUCAUUCUCUGGAAGCAUGUGAAAAAAUAGGUAAUUGAAUUGGCUCCCCUUGUGAUGUCAGAAGAGGAUAAUACUGCCCCUUAAUCUGCUCUAUCCAACCACGGCUCUGCCUUUUAGUGCAGUGAUCAGCUCAUUUUUGCUCACACCUACAAAGUGGCAAUUUUAACAUGCUAUAAUAAAUUAUUUAUAUGACAGUUUGAGCUAAAACUUCGCAUAUGUACUCUGGGGACACCAAAGAUUUAUUUGACAUCUUAAAAAAUUAUUGUGGAAUGUCCCGUUUAAGUAAUGAUCAUGUAUCAUGAAGAUGAUUUGUAAAUUUCCUACUAUAAAUAUAUAAAAAUGUAUUUAUCAUUAGUAAUAUGUGUUGCUAAGGACUUCAUUUGGACAUAAUUUUAAAGGGGACAUAUCAUGAAAAUCGGACUUUUUCCAUGUUUAAGUGCUAUAAUUGGGUCCCCAGUGCUUCUAUCAACCUAGAAAAUGUGAAAAAGAUCAAUCCAGUAACUUAGUUUUGGUAAACCAUUCUCUGCAAGCAUGUGAAAAAUAGGUCAUUGAAAUUUGGCUCCCCUUGUGAUGUCAAAGGGGGAUCUUAUUAUAAUAAUUGCACCCCUUAAUCUGCACUAUCCAACCACGCACAGCACCGCCAUUUAAUGCAGAGAGAGAAAGAAAAUAAUUGACAGCACAAGUGAGUUUUCAUUUCAACAAACCACCAUUAUGGCGAUCAGUGUUUGCAUUUGCUCACACCCACAAAGUAGUAAUUUUAACAUUAUAUAAUAAAUUAUCUAUAUGGUAUUUUGAGCUAAAACUUCACAUAUGUACUCUGGGAACUAAGAUUUAUUUAAAAAGUCUUGUGAAAUGUCCCCUUUAAACCCGAUUUUCUAAAUAUUUGGAUUUUUGCACUCUCAUAUUCCAGAUUUUCAAAUACACUAACAUUUGAAGUGGAUCAAAACCUUUAAGUUGUCUUAAAUACCCAAUAUUCUUGUCUAAGGACAACUCUGAUUUACUUUUUGGAUUCAAUUCAAAUGUUGAGUAUAGUUGUAUCUCGGCUAAAUAUUGUCCUAUCCUAACAAACCAUACGUCAAUGAAAAGCUUAUUUGUUCAGCUACACUCUCAGAAAUAAAGGUACAAAAGUUGUCACUGGGACAGUACCCUUUUAAAAAGGUACACAUUUGUACCCAAAGAGUGCAUAUUAGUACUUUGAACUGCCAAAAUGUACCUUUAAAGGAACAUAUUUGUACCUAAAUGGUACAUAUUAGGACCUUUUUUAAAGGGUACUGCCCCAGUGACAGCUUCGUACCUUUAUUUUUGACAGUGUAUGAUGAUGUAUAUAUUUAAAAAAUUGACCCUUAUGACUUUUGUGUUCCAGGUCCACAUAUAUGAAAUGUACAAUUGUUUUUCUUGCAAACAUAUUGUUUUGCUUCAGAAGACAUAUGUUAACCCAGUCAUUUGGAUUAUUUUAAUAAUGUAUCUAUGUGCCUUUUGGAGUUUUUACAUGUUUGGAUGAACCAUUUCCUUAUUAUUGGUAUCAUAAAGAUUAAAAACAGCAUGAGGGUAAAUGAUGACAGAAUUUCCAGGGUUGUGUGAAUUUUUUCUUUUAAGGAGCCAUUUCUUGCCUCUUAAAUACAGAUGACGGUGUAACAUAAUAGAUUCAGGUUCAUUUAAUCAUAUUCUAUGAUUUUUUUGUUUUUAAUUGAAUGAAACCAGUUAAUUUACAUCAUUAGCACAUAAAGCACACUUGUGACCCUGUCUGUGAAAUCCGGGAUAAUGAGUUUAGGAACAUCAAAAUUUGAUUUGAAAUUGAUUUCAAUUUUUGACAUGACUUUACUCAGUCAAUAUUAAAGAUAUCAAGGUUAUAUUUUAAUGUUCUUUACUUUUAUGUAGAAAACAGUAAAUUACUAAAUUUUAUCUGGUUUGGUCACAUUAAUAAAGGUUGCCUGGAA